CAGGAAGUGUUUUCUGCAGCCGUGUUUAACCUUUUCAGUCAGUAUGUCAAUACAACACAAGACGGUAGAUUAUGUCUGCGCAUAACAGGGAAUUGUAGGAUAUAGGAUUUCGGCUGCUCUUCACGGUUAUAAAACUGAACACAUUCUACACACUGCCCUCGAAACCGAUUUCCCAGAGGGAUGCACUUUCUGACAAAAGCCAAGUUUGUGUUACAGGGCGGCGGGCGGAGGCUUGCUGCUGUGCACUGUGUGGUUGGGAUACGAGCACUGAAACGAGUUUUCCACAGCUCGAAGUGCACUGAACACGGGGAUCAAGCGAGCAGGGGCGAAAAUGAAGUCUAUGAUGUCAUAAUUUCUGGAGGUGGGAUGGUAGGCACGGCUAUGGCCUGCGCCUUAGGUUUUGAUCCCAAUUUAGAAGGAAAGAAGAUCCUUCUUUUAGAAGCUGGCAAUAAGAAAACUCUUGACAAAGUACCAGAGGCAUACAGCACCAGAGUGAGCUCCAUCAGCCCUGGCUCAGCAACUCUUCUCAGUAGUGUCGGAGCUUGGGAUCACAUCCUCAAUAUGAGGUGUAAGCCAUUCAGGAGGAUGCAGGUUUGGGAUGCCUGCUCAGAUGCCAUGAUUACCUUUGAGAAGGACAGUUUGGAGGACGAAAUGGGAUACAUCGUCGAGAAUGACGUUAUCAUUGCUGCUUUGACCAAGCAGGUUGAGUCGAUGCCUGAUAAAGUGACCGUCCAGUACAGGAGCAGGGCUGUGAAGUACAUCUGGCCCCAGCCCUUUCAGGCAGCUAAUGCCAUUCCCUGGGUCCAGGUGGAGCUGGCAAAUGGGCAGAAGCUGCAGACGAAACUGCUGAUUGGGGCUGAUGGGCCCAACUCUAUGGUGAGAAGGGACACAGGGAUCCCCUUGGUCAAGUGGAAUUAUGACCAGUCUGCUGUUGUGGCUGUGCUUCAUCUAUCUGAACCCACAGAAAACAAUGUUGCCUGGCAAAGAUUCCUCCCAACUGGGCCUAUCGCAGUGCUUCCAUUAUCAGACACUGAAAGCUCAUUGGUGUGGUCCACCAGCCAUCAGCACGCAGAAGAGCUGCUCCGCUUGGAUGAGGAGAGCUUUGUUGACGCAAUCAACUCUGCGUUUUGGAGCAAUGAGAACCACUCAGAACUGAUUGAAACUGCAGGCACCAUGUUCAGAUCUGCACUAUCCAUUCUCAUGCCUUCUGGGACUUCAGCAAGGCAGCUGCCACCCAGUGUCUCUGGGAUUGGGGCGCAGAGCAGAGCCAUAUUCCCUCUGGGCAUGGGACAUGCUUCUGAGUACAUCAGGCACAGAGUGGCACUCAUUGGGGAUGCUGCCCAUCGAGUGCACCCGCUGGCAGGCCAGGGAGUGAACCUUGGCUUCGGGGAUGUGGCGUGUCUCACUCGGCUCUUGAGCCAAGCGGCCUUCAACGGAAGGGACCUGGGAGCCAUGCAGCACCUCCUGGAGUACGAAACGGAGAGGCAGAGACACAACCUGCCAAUGAUGGCUGCCAUAGACCUGAUGAAGCGCUUGUACUCUACCAAGAUGGCUCCCAUCGUGCUCCUGCGAACGCUUGGGCUGCAGGCCACCAAUGCCGUUCCUCCUGUUAAAGAACAGAUCAUGGCCUUUGCCAGCAAGUGAAAAAGAGAUGUGAUGUAUCCUUCUUGGUGAAUGUUAGCAGAGACUCUCAAGAGUUUACCUUGGUUGUUGCCAAUUGUGAAACAGAACACUUGAAAUGCAAGUUAUUCAAAAGUGUACGUUUUAUAACAUAAUAAAGGUAUAUUUUAAUCUUUUCUAGCUUUUUAUUUUAUUUUGAAGUAUGGAGUAGUUUGUCAAAUGAAUUACAGGUUGUGAAAGUGGAACAUAAGAAAUACACAUGAAAUGCUGAAACUACUGAUUUCCCUCAUUUCAACCUGUCAGUUGUAAUUGCGUGUUCUGUGAAUGGCAUCACCAAGCCUGCAGUUGUGGUGAGAGGAGAGAGUUGAGGAGUGAGGUUAGCCAUCACCAUGCCACUGUGAUGAAAGGUGAUUUCCAGUCCUAUACUAGUUUGUUUGUUUUGAUGAUUUUAAUGUAUUAGGCUGACAUCUCUUCUCUCCAGUUUCCAGACCUGAAGCCUUUAAAUGGCCGCAGAUCUGUUAUACCUUUUAAAAUGUUACAUUGAUGAUAUUGAAUUGUUACAUUUGCUUUGAACAGCAACAGAGAAUAAAGCAUGGAAAUUUAA
Molecule: messenger RNA, 2224 nt
Organism: Lepisosteus oculatus (spotted gar)
Lineage: Eukaryota; Metazoa; Chordata; Actinopteri; Semionotiformes; Lepisosteidae
Gene: coq6
Product: coenzyme Q6 monooxygenase
Biological process (GO): ubiquinone biosynthetic process
Cellular component (GO): mitochondrion
Molecular function (GO): 2-octaprenyl-6-methoxyphenol hydroxylase activity; oxidoreductase activity, acting on paired donors, with incorporation or reduction of molecular oxygen, NAD(P)H as one donor, and incorporation of one atom of oxygen; FAD binding
Source: RefSeq, a predicted model, not a curated record